Messenger RNA from Neoarius graeffei (lesser salmon catfish), 687 nucleotides. RefSeq names its product kazrin-like. The transcript is spliced from 2 exons. NCBI's taxonomy places the organism in Eukaryota, Metazoa, Chordata, Actinopteri, Siluriformes, Ariidae. The record is from RefSeq and is a predicted model, not a curated record. The coding region runs from base 433 to 687 and encodes 84 amino acids.
AAUUACUGUGGGAAUUUACAAUCAGCAGCUUUAAGUUUGCUGAGUUUUGUAGGAACGCUGCUUCCUCUCCCAUCCUCCCUUCGGUCCUGAAACACAUGGUAUGUUCCUUUUAAAAGCAAGCAAGUCAUCUUCUACUUCACCGGGUCUUCUCCUGGAACAGCUGCGUAAGAGAGGAGGAACUCCUGCUCACGCCAUUUCUUCUCUUGGAAUUCCAUACUCUAUGUAGACAGCUCACGCAGCACACACAAAUACAGGCAGAAGCCGAGUCUCUUCAGUCGAUGAGAGAAGGGCACAGAAGAAAAAGGAGUUUCUUUUUGUUGGAAUUGUUUCUUUCUGCGAGAGAAGGAGAGGGAACGUUGUCUCUCCUGCUGCGUUUGACAUCAUGCUCCUUUGUGUGGACUGGCUGUUCCCCAGGAUAAAAUCUUGAAGACGAUGGAGGACAAUAAGCAGCUGGCGCAGCACGUCGAUGGCACGGUCCAGUCUGUAGGCCAGGAGGUGACCAACCUGCACUCCGAGCUCUUGGCCACCAGGCGCAGACUUGCUGAGCUCGGAGCAAACGGUUAUACCUGGAUCGAGAACAAUCGUCAGCACAGAAAGCAUCCUCUGACGCCAGCCACAGACACCGACACGCGAUUGUUCAACGCGGCUGUGGAUCGGACCACAAACAAUCAUCUCAAGAUAAAUUAA